Molecule: messenger RNA, 8202 nt
Organism: Pocillopora meandrina
Lineage: Eukaryota; Metazoa; Cnidaria; Anthozoa; Scleractinia; Pocilloporidae
Source: the annotation of a GenBank genome assembly
AUGUCUCCAUACUCAAACGCUUCUGAAAGUAAUGACACAGAGAUGCAGUCCCCAAGUUGCUCUACCAAAACCGGCCUAUCAGCUGAAAACAUUGGUAAAACAUUAGCUUAUAGCUUGAUUUUUUUUGUUUCGCUGUCUGGAAAUGCUUUCAUUGUGAUUAUUGUUUACAAGGCGAAAGCCAUGAGGAAAACAAUCAACUUUUUGAUCGUGAACAUGGCAAUCUCCGAUAUUUUGCUCCCAGUUUUCGCAUUUCCAGUUAUUGUGGCAGAGUUUUAUACUGACUCCUGGCUUAUUGGUGGAACGUUUGGCCAGGCCAUGUGCAAACUGGUCCCCUUAAUCCACGAUGUUUCAACUGCCGUGUCCGUUCAAAGCUUAAUUCUUAUCACUGUGGAUCGAUUUGGAGCAGUGGUCAUUCCUCUCCGCUCUCCACUCAUCUCUCCCAAGCUAUGCCUGUUCAGUGUGUUUGCCAGUUGGAUCGUGGCAAUUACACUUUUUUCUCCGUAUUUGUUCGCCGUUAAACUUGUCAGUGAAAUCCCUGAGAAAUUGAUGUGUACCCUAAAAUGGAAUGACACGUUUGGGGAAUCUUCAAAUCCCUCAUUCUUUUUCUUAGCUGUUUUGGCUGUAUUCCUUUAUAUACCCCUUGCCCUGAUGAUCAUACUGUAUUCGAUCAUACUCGUCAAGCUCAAGUCUCAGAGGCCUCCAGGAGAACAUUCAAUCAAGGCCAAGAAACAGUACAUUAAGAGACAGCGAAACGUACUCAAGUUGGCCGCUGCUAUUGUAAUUGCCUUUGCAGUGUGUUGGAUACCACUUAGUAUCUACAACGUCCUCUCUCUCCUUGUAUGGGAUAUAACUAAAUCAUCCUCGUGUAACAUGUUGCAAUAUCAUUUUAUUGCAUCAUUUAUGGGUCAAGCAAACUGUGCUGUAAAUCCUUGUAUUUGCUUUAUUUUCAGUGAAAAUUAUCGUCGCGGGUUGAAGAAUAUUUUCAAUUGUUUUGGCCCGCAUCCGGAGUGGAAUUCAAUUUUCCGAAAAACAGCCGAAUUUCCCCAUCCGAAAAAAAGGCGGUUCUCGAAUAAAAGUACGCGUCAUUCCUUGAUUGUCGAUGAUCAACCAAGUAAUAAUUUCGUCAUGAUUACGCCAGUAUAACACCCAUAUGUUUCUCGUCCCUACGUUGUUGUUGGGGGUAGGGAAGAAGGGAUAGUCAUAGGGGCUUGAGGAUGAAGCAUGCAGCACACUUUCGGAUAACGUAACUACCCUGCCCCACCCCAGUAUGAAGUUAAUUUUAACUUACAUUUCUCUUACGGCACGACAAAAUGCUAGAUCUAUUGAUUUGCAACUAAUGUGUUCAUGUGCCGUUAUGAUUGUAUAGUCAAUAAUUCAAUCUUGUCAUUAUUUGAUAGUAGUUGCUUGUUAGUAGCGUUUGCCGGGGGACAACCGCUGACUUGCUACAAAGGACGUUAAUAAAGUUUGUUAUGUACCGAUACGUCCUCUUUUAACAGAAAUUAUAGAUGAAGAUUGAGAAUCUUCUUGAAAAAACUCAAACCUAAACGAAUAAUGAUGAAUUAUCACGCUUACAUUUUUACGUAUAAUUUAGAUAUGUAGCCUCGCAAACUAAAGUAAAAUGAUAGUUUUUGCGUCGCAAAGUCUGUUUCAUGCGUUACACAAUAAGAGUGCCAACUUAACUGGGCGUGGUAGCGGCGCGAAAUGAAAAUUAGAUGUAGCCUUGAAUGUGUCGGGCAAAAGAGACAGGCAAAGAGGCAACAGGCUCGAUUCCACUGUUCGAGGAAUAAGCCCGCACUCCUCUCCCGAAGAGAAAUGGCUAAAAAUCGAACCUGGCAAAUAUAUACAAAAAUCAGCUUUUUGGUACUUAUUGGCUCCCUUGUAGAGAAACAAUGCCUUCUUUCCUAAGCUAGAGACAAUAUGCAACAGCAGACUACAAGCUGUGUACGAGGAAUCAAGCGAAUCAUCUUUCUUAAGAUGAUGAUUUAUCACUUCCAAACAAGCAUGUAAUUGAGCUCGACUUUAAUUUAACUUUCUAACUCCUUUUUUUUUUUCGCAUAUUCGCGCUAAAUAUCAGCCAUGUAUGCCUCUAAGCUUCUGCCGCUCUCUCGUGUCCGGUCGGAGCGCGGACUCAUAUUCCCGAACAGAGGCUGGUCAUCGAGCCUACCCAGCCCCUGCCCAGCCCACUCUUCUGUAUUUGUCCCCAAGCCUCACGUGAUAUUGUGGAUGACGGAAUAGUUAAGAACAAGAACGCCUUUCAGUUUCCGGACAUCCUCAAGCUCAAACUUCGCCUGCAAAGGCAGAGCUGUGCUAUUUUCUUUCUAUGACGAACUAGCAUUGCCUCAGAAGGAACAGCAGCUCGUUAUUUUCUCUUUACCUUACGCGAUGGCUGUUUCUUUCUUGACGAUUGUUCCAGUGAUCACUGCGUUCGUUAUCCUUUUUCCUGCUCCAGCUGCGUACGGAUUACCGAAAGGAGUCAACGGUGGAAUCGGCUGUCUUACUUGCACCGCUGUCGUUGCUCUUACAGAACAGCUGAGUAUUGUACACAACGAAACAUUUGUGGAUUCGUACAAGCGAUUGUGUAAUGUCUUACCUGAACUUUACAGAAAUGCCUGUCUUUCGCUCGGGGAGUACUACAUUCCCAAAAUCAUAAAAUUUAUAACAGCCGAGGUUUCUGCUGACGUUAUUUGCCAUGCAGUUGAUCUGUGCUACCAGGAAAAAGGUCAGCCGUAUUGUCACGCCUUUCCACCGAGAAAAGACUUCCAUGAGUGGAUCACUCGAGCGAGAAAGGAGAUCGGAGCGAAACUAUCCUACGAAAGAGCCAAUCCUGAUGACUUUAAAGGGCCGAAUUUCGAUCCUUGUACUCUUGAGGGUGUUAGAGAAGUUUGUAAAUUGUUCCGCAAAGUUUUCACCAAUGAUUUUCCUCUGGUUGAUUUGGAUAACGAUACUUAUAGUGCCCUGACGGAGGCAUGGAGAGGGUCGUCUUGGAGGGGCAAAGAUUGCGAUGAUAUAAAUCAUCUUAACCAUCCUGGUGCCAAGCCAAGAAAAGGGGAUGUAGUUUUCGACUCGAACUGCAAUGGAAUUCAUGGCAGGGAUCCUGUUUUUGGGGAGCCCUUUGAAGAAUUGUUAUGUAAAGGUACACUUCUUUAAGUUUCUUUUGAUGACUUGCGCUGUGGAAUUUUGUCAGUUUGUUGAUUUUUAUGAGGUGAUUAUUUACUACUUUUUCAUGUUCCUACUCGAUUAGGAGUUAUUCUUUCAAUUACUGUUCUCUUUACACUGUCAAGUUCUUAAGUCAUGCUUUGCAAGUUUCAGAAUUAGUAGUUUUGUCAGCUCAUACAAAACUCCUUGUGAACUGAGUCUGAGAAGUGCGAGCAUGAAAUACUUUUCCUAAAUGCUCUUGCACUCAGAGUUUGACUGGUUUUAUGUGAGUAAGAUGCUGUCAACUUCAGCUAUUCUUUUUAGACUUUAGUUUAUCAACUAUAAUCAGCCUUGAAGGGGGAAAAAGGGAAAAUGUUUUAAAGCUGCCAAAAAAAAAGUGUCUGGCAGAAAGAAACAUGAUGUAGAUUAUUAGAUACUGUAGAUGUACAUAAUAAUAAGCUAGUCUGACUCUAGAAAGUCCCAUGAGAUGUAUAUGCACUGGUUUCUUUUCCAGAUGCAGGAUAUCUUGGCAUAAUUGUUCUUGGUGAUUCAGUGGCAGCCCACUUUCACAUUCCCCCAGAAUGGCUUACAGCACUCCUGCUCUCUGACAAAGCUUUUGAAAACCUUGCCUUUAUUGUUGAGAAUGAAGUGGACUGGCCUCAGUUGUCAUUAUAUACAGGCUACCUAAGGUCAUCAAGGUAAAUUAAUUUAAAUGACAGAAUAAUAAUGAUAAUAAUAAUAACUUUAUUUAAACACAAGGAAUAUUUAAAGCCAGAGACUUUUGGGGUCACAUUACAACAAAAUUAAUAUAACAAAUAAAAUUAAUAAAUAAUAAUAUAUAUAAAUUUUAUCCAAAAAUAUAAAUAUAUACAACUUCUUUUAAAUAAUAAAACAAUAUAUAUCUUAGACACUGCUAGUUGAGCAGUCACUCUGAAUCCCACAAACACCAACAAAAACCAGUAGUUUAUUGAUUUCCAUUGAUAUUCAUCAAACUUAGAACGACUGCCUAAUAGUGUUUGAUGGUUAAGUCAAUCAAUCCCAAUACGAUAUUUGAAUGUCAUAUUAAGAUUGACUCAACCAUAUCUCAAGAAUACAUAUAUAUAUAUCAUUAUAUUUUGGUUUACAUCAGUCAGUUAAACCACCAAAAUUAAAAGUUAGAUAGGAAAUCAUGUGACUUAGUAAAAAGUUUACAGUAAGGCUUUAUACUCUAUGUACUAGAAAUUAACCCUUUCACUCCUAGAGGUGAUUGACAUGGAACUUCUCCCUAUAAUGUAGUAGUGCAGAGAAGGUGUUGUUGCUGCAGGGAUUAUUGUGUUCUGGUCUGCCUGAAAUAAAUUUGUUAAAAGUAUUAAGUAUCUAGAGUGGUAUUUGAUUUCUAACUCUGCACUUUUGUGCUCUUUCAAUAAUUUUGCAAUAAUGUAAGCCUUGAAAACUGUGAACACUUUGAUUUGAUACUGAUAGCCCCAUGAUCUUUAUUGAUCAAAAACCAAAAAUGUAAGUCACAAGCCAAAUAAGGACAAAUUCCAAGACCAAAAACUAGUUCCUGUUUGUAGUGUAGUGUUCACAUUUCUGUUUGGCUUUUUUCUCUCUCAGAACACAAUUACAUUCUGGUAUUAGUUGUUCUUAGCUUUACAGAAAAUUUAUACUUGAUUUGCAAUGAAUACUGCAGGUGGCCCAUGGAAAGAGGUCAUAGUGAUUCAAUUUAUCUGAAGCUAUGGGAGAGGAAUCAUUGCAAUCAUCGGGAUUAUCAAAAUCUGGCCAAGAAUGGAGCACAGUCUUUUGAAGCUAACUCCAAACUUAUCAGAAGCAUGGCUAGAGACCCCAAUCUUGACCAGCCUGCCUUGGUGUUUUACUCACUCAUAGGCAAUGAUGUUUGUCAAGCUGUCCCUAGUCUAAAUAACAUUACUACUCCUGAGCAGAUGCAUAAAAAUGUCCUGGAAACUCUGAAUGGUCUUGAUAAACGUUUGCCAAAUGGGAGUCAUGUAAUUCUGAUUGGUUUGGUGGAUGGACGAAUCCUUUAUGACAGUCUCCAUAACCGUAUACACCCAAUAGGAAGUCUAAGGCAUGAUGUGACAUACGAACAACUUUAUGACUUCUUGAACUGUCUACAAGUGUCCCCCUGCUUUGGUUAUUUGAAUUCCAAUGAGACCAUCAGGAAUAAAACAAGUGAAAGAGCUGCCCAGUUGAGUGCAGUGUUGAAACAUGUGGCUGAAACCUCGAAGUAUGAAAAUUUUGAUGUGUUCUACUUUGACUGUCCCUUGGAAAAAGUCAUUAAGGUACGUUAGCAUGAUCCACUGAAUGAAAAAUGUGUGCCAAAGUUUAUACAGCUGUUUCAAGAGAGUUUGUUGGAAAAAAUGUUAAAAGUGUUAAUGACAAUCUUUAAAGUUAAAGUGGGUACUGGUUAAUCUAUGAUUUUUAAUGAUUGAAAUAAUAAUAAUUCAUCAAACCUGCUAUGCCUUGUCCAUAUAGUAAUGUUUUCUCAGAUUUCCCUGAAAUCCUGAGGUCAAGGAACUGAAAACUAUUCCCAAUACCUCUCUGGGUUAUCAUGCGUACUUUUACACUUUUUUUCUGACAAUUUUUCUGGAAACAGCUGUGUACAAAUUCAACAUAUUCAUAGUCAAAUUCUAUGACUACAUGUAAAGCAACCUUGGCAAAAUGGCUCAGGCUCUGCAAAGUUUUGUGCAAUUCUGUUUGAUAUAGAAUGAAGAAACUCCAGCAGUUAAAAGUGCAUGUUACUAGAUCCCAAUGUGACUCUAAUUCUCACUUACUGUUUCCUCCACACUUUAUAUUAAUGUGAUCUUAUAAAAUUAUGAUUAUAUUUUUAAGCUUUCUUUCUUUUUUUUCUGCAACAGGAGUGGAAAGCAAAAGGCCACCCAGUUUAUGAGUUAAUUGAGCCUGUGGAUGGUUUUCACCCAAACUUGAAAGCAGAAGCUCUAGCAGCUGAUGUCUUGUGGAGAAUUCUUGAGUCCAAAGUUCCACAUGUCUUAGGCAAGGUCAACCCUAACAAUGAUCUAAUAAGACUUUUGUUUGGAGAUCAAGGAGGAUACUAAGAAAGAUAGCUGUUUUUUAGGUGACCUUUUACGUAUAUCUUUUUAGAAACUCUUAAUAGGAAGUUUAAAGAUUAAUUUGGAAAUCAAUAGAGUAAUUUUGGCCAUUAGAAUGAUUUAAUAUUGAAUAAUUGAUGCAUCAUCUUUGGGGAAAUAUCUUUUUGGAAUGACUUUCAGUUGUCUUUUUAGGCUGGGAGAAUUACAUGAAAUUUUCAAAUUGUCAAAUUAUGAUUUAUUUCAUUGAAUGAUGAUUUGCAUUACCAUGGUAACUGCAAUAUUACUGCAUCUUUAAAAUAUUAUAACUGACUUUUUCAGGGUUUUUUUUUAAAUAUUUUGCAUUACAUAAGUUAAUAGGAGUACAAAAAGAAAACUAGUUUCAAUCAUAAGGUAUUUAUUCAAUAAAUCUGUAAUAAGUUACUCUAAGACUUAUUUUUCCAUUUUUAUGACUCUGCAAACUCUCUCUUUUUCAAAUCUUAUUAUGUUAGUUUGGAGAAUUUGGUAUUGGAUCAACCAACAAUCCCCUGAUUGAUAUUUUCCUUCAUUCUCAUCACUUAAUAUAUAUUUGAAAGGAAACAUUGUCCCAGUCACUUGCUCAGUUUUUAUAGUUAUUAGUACUUUUAUUUUUUUUCCAAGACUUUUGGGACUUUCUUGAUUAUAGUGAACUCCAGUGGAUAUGAGAUGAAUUUAAAUAUGAAAUGAAAUUCAUUAAAACUCAUAAGGGCAAUUCCAAACCAAAUUACCACCAGUGUUGUACCCUCUUGAGUUCCUUGCAGGGUUGUGGAAUCAAAGGUUCGGAACAAAUUUGUUUGACUUUAUUUGCUGGCGAUCUCAUUGUUUUUCCAGUAUGAUGUAACAGUUUUCAAUUUUGUUGUUUACAUGAAUUUUUUAGUGUGGGUUUUGACAUUUCUCACAAUUAAUGUCAUGAAGAAAUAUGUCUUUCCCACAGGGAAACACAUUUCUUUCUUUUUUUGUACUCUUUGUUCAACAACCAAGCUCAUAAUAAAUUAUUGAGUAUCCUAGCUCUCACGGUCAUAUGUUCUCUUACCCAGGUGCACAGGACUAAACUCAAUCAUGAUGUAACUCACAGUGGCCUGUGGUAGCAUGUGAUAACCACAUGAUGAGCAUGUUGACAUUUAAGACAUAUUUAAUUAAGAACUAUGAAGUAAUCUGUGGCAGUAGAACUGAAAAGGGAAAAUUUAAUCAUAUUGUGGCCUAAAAAUCACAGCUAGGUGAAGGGAAAUGAUACUGCACCUGAAGGUAAUGUCUUUCCCAAGCUCUUGAAAAGACAGGAAAAUAUGUUUUUCAUGUCAGCAUUGUGCUCCAAUCAUAUUCUUUUUUAUCCUUUAAACCCCAAGAGUGAUUAGCAUCUUAUUUCUUGUUACAGCAAUACUGCUUCGCCAUUCAUUAAGAGCAUGAGAAUAAAGGAAAUGAUCCCCAAACUAAGAAGCUUUAAUUGUUCAAAGAAUUCUUGUCAAUACCAAAGGAAAUGUAUACAGAACAGUAUGGAGAAUAUGGAUGCUGAUGUUAGGGUGUAAGGGUUUGACUCACACGAUCCCAGCACUAUCCGUGAUGCAGGAAGCAAAUUGCAAAUAAACUUGUCAAUAGCCUUGCUCGUUAUGGAGUCUAUGAUUCAGGAGUGGCGCAUCAGAGUGCGGACAACAAUGGCAACUCAGAAUUUUUCCAAUUGAGCUGUACUUGUGUACUUAUUAUCCUAACAAAUCCUGUUAUUUUGCCUGGGCUUACAUUAGAGGCAUAUUUUUAAGAAGGCUCUGUCUACGAGCUUGGGCUUUCAGGCAGUGUUCAAGAGCAAAUAAGUAAUUUCAUGAAUUGUUUAUUUCUAGUUCAACAGUCAACUGAAAGUACAGGCCUUGUCAAAGCCUAGCAGUUAUUUUCAGACAUGUGCCUCCUUUUCGAUCACUUGAAUCUCAUGAACUUUAUAUGCUACCUGAAAUAGUAUUGUUAUGAACCAAAAUUAGAAGUGCGUGACCUUCCCUAAUCUUAGAAGUUCCGGGAACUACUA